This is a messenger RNA of Mesorhabditis belari, 2379 nucleotides long. NCBI's taxonomy places the organism in Eukaryota, Metazoa, Nematoda, Chromadorea, Rhabditida, Rhabditidae. The record is from the annotation of a GenBank genome assembly.
AUGGCGUUCUUUACGUUCAACGGGGUGACGAAAGAGCUGAAAGUGGCGGCGGUGAAACCGGCGGUGCUCUCGACGGUUUUCAAACUCGAGCCCAACACGAUCGCGAUCACCGACCAGGACGACGAGGGAAAAGUGCAUCUGGCCGAUGGGGCUCGAUUCAAUCCACCGCUCAUCGACAGGCAUCGAUACAGUGUGGACGGGGCCGAGCUGGCUUCGGUUGUGGCUCAGAGAACGGCGGAGAUGAAGCGACAAGUGGCCGAGAUCGAGGGACAACAAAGAGAUAAUCUGAUCACCGUCUUGAUCUCAACGACGAGCGAUCUGGACCAGAGUGUCGGAAUGUUGUACAAUGCUCCUCAGGCUGUGGUCCUUGUCGAAGCUCUUGCUAUCUUAGCCGCUGCGGCCCCUGAUCCAUCGCUUGUCAGUGAAAACAUGCCCGCCGAAAAGUUCACAAGACUCAAGACACCAUCGUCUUUCAAGGCUUCGCUGUACCAAGUGGCCUCGUCAAUGUGCAACGCUUUCCGGACGGCCGACGUCUCGAUGAUGACCAUCAAGGCGAAACUGGUGGAUUUGCCCGAUGACUUCGUGUCGACACUGGAAGUGAUUGGAGAGAAUGAUGAUGUCGCUACUCAGAAGAUCCUCAAGCGGACCACCGAUCGAAUCGCCGAAGCGUCGAAGAAAUGCGUGGAAAUGGCCAAAAAGUCGAGUGUGGCAUUUGACGAGACCAUCAAGGACAUCGACGAGCUGUGCCAAGCCGCUAAUGUCGCAAAGGGAACUAAUGAGGCGGCUUUGAAGGAAUUGGAGAAACUGAAAGAGGACUUGGAUCGAGAACAAGAAGAACUGCGAACAACUGAAGAAGAGCUCCAAAAACAGCACGAGGAUACAAAAAAGCGAGUAAAGGAGGCUCUUCAAGAGUACAAGGAUCAGGUGGCGAAAAGUGGCAAUUUCGGAAAGAUGCGCUUGGCGACUUUGUGUGAUGGAAUGAUGGAUACGGUGAAAGAGGUCGUCUCAUUGUUGGCGAAAAUGUGGAAGAUGUUGAAGGAGAAACUCCCGAAAUUGCCCUGGACCGAGAAGUGCUCACCCACAAUGCGAUAUGCUAUGGAGUCGAACCUGUUGCAAAUGCUGGAGAAGAUCAUCGAGGAUUUGGCGCGCCCCGGGGAAAUGGGCGAAGAAACGGUGAAGGACUAUAUCCUUUCGUUGAAAGACUCGGAGAGGCUCGUUCAAGCCGAAACGGAUCAAAUUCGAAUGAGGCAAUCGCAUCACACCGAGGAGAGCCAAAAGGAGGAGAAACUCCGCAAAGAGCUCAAAGAGACGACAAUGGAACGGUCGGGAAUUUUGGGGAACCUGACGAGUUUGGAUCCGGAGAAGGUCGAUCUAGACGAUAUUAUCAGCUAUCUUCAAGAAGGAAUUAAUUACUUGGGAAAGGUGAAAGAGAAUUGGGACGAGCUGGCUAAGUCCUUCAAUGCAAUCCUGAUUUUGGUGGAAACGAAUCUGAAGGGCAACAUUGACUCUUUUCUGAAAGAGGCUCAGGACCCGGCGUCUACAGGUCGCAUGUUGCGAAGUGUGCUGAAGGCGACCAGUUACUGUAUCCAAGUGGGCAAUUGUGCCGAGAUCUACACAAAAGUCUCCAGCAAAUAUGUCAUGCCGAUAAUCAGCGGAGUCGGAAAGGAAUUCGCUCUGACAAAGGCCGAAGCCACAGCAAAGAAGGGCGAUAUCGAGAACAUGCUCAACGCGUCGGUGCUCGGUUUACGCGACGAGCAACUCAAAGAGGAGGAGAUACUGCGACAGCUACAAAGGAAAAACGAGCGUCACGACGAGAAUACGAAGAAUUGUGUGAUCGUACAGGGGGGACUGGCCGGAGCAUGCGCCGUAUUGGGGGCACUUGCUGUGAUCUUCCCGCCAGUCGGUGUGCCGGCACUGUUCGCUGUUGGUGGAACGGCUGCCACCGGUGUGGCCGCUGGCGUGGUCGGCAUCAUCGAACAAGCGAAAAAGGCCUCAGAAGAGAAGUUGAACAGUCUCCGGGAGAACAUUUCGAAUGUUAGUAGACAUCUUGAUCAGCUCAAAAAAGAGAUCAAGAACGACGAGGAAUGCGUGCAAUGUUACCGGAAACAAAUUGACGAGGCAAACGUUAAGCUGGACCAGGCAAAUCGGAGCAUCAUCAAGUGUGGCGAUAUGCAAAAGAAUAUCCAUAUUUGGACGGAUCACUUGGGUGCCUGGAUCGCUUUCCUCAUCAAAAUCACCCCGGAAGCCGCCCGAAUCCAGCGAAAUGUCAAGGGAAAUACUAGCUCGCUUCGACGCUCCAUUGAGGAAUUUAAGAUCACUUUCAGCGGAGAGAUCAACAUUCUAAUCGAGGCGUGCGCGAAGAUUUUGGCGAUCCAAAAU